Zerene cesonia (dogface butterfly) is the source of this 884-nucleotide messenger RNA. RefSeq names its product actin-binding Rho-activating protein-like. The coding region runs from base 103 to 681 and encodes 192 amino acids. Gene Ontology annotation, biological process: positive regulation of Rho protein signal transduction. The record is from RefSeq and is a predicted model, not a curated record. Lineage: Eukaryota; Metazoa; Arthropoda; Insecta; Lepidoptera; Pieridae. Gene Ontology annotation, molecular function: actin binding. The transcript has 5 exons.
AACGUCAUUCAUUCAUAAAACCGGUACAGCAUUGCAAGAGUAACCGUUUCGCAGUGAACACGUCCAUUUAAAUUUCAGUGUUUCUUAUAAAGUGCUUACGACAUGAGUGGGAAUUUCCUUACGAUACCCAACGAUGACUCUAUCCAGCGGCGAUCGAGGAGUUCAUCCCUCACAGAUCUCAUUUCGGCGUUCGACACAAAGGCGCAGGCGCACAGUGAAUUACAGAAAAUAACGGCGUUCAGUGGACAAUUUGACAAAAACCACAAACCCACAUUCUCAAAGGAUGAGUACGGAAAACCAAUACCUGGAUCAAAAACGGAAUACCGAGGAGCAGAAGCCCAGGCGAGGGUAUGCACAGAGAUGAAGGAGCUGUGUGAAAUUAUCAACGAGUACGGAAAAUCACCCUGCAAAAGUCUCCUGCCCCCCGAACUUCAGAGCGCCACGAAAGUAAUAUCCUUUGGAGAACUGUUCACGAUAUACACGGUCAUAUCAGAUAAAUUAGUCGGCAUUUUACUGAGGACACGAAAGCAUCAAUUAACAUACUUUGAAGGAGAGGUUUUAUUCCAAAAACGCGAUGAUGACGUCCCCGUAUUCCUCAUGCAAUCGAUCGCCGACAUCAGAGCGUACUGUGAUAACAAGGCCUUACAGGCGCGACGAUCAGUGUCGCCCAUGCCUAACUAACCCGUCUAGACGCACCUUUAAAAUGCACACAAAAGGGCCAAUGUAAAUACCCCCUUAUGAUUAUGUACUAGAAUAAAUUUUCUACAAAAUAUGCAGUAAAUUGGACGUUGAACGGUAAUUUGCUAUGUGAGUAAGCCUAUCAUACUGCAAUCAAUCGAUUUUUUAUACGUAUACAAUAUUUGACUCCACAAUUCUUAGAACUA